ACUGACUGAACUUCUCCUUCCAGAGCUGAGAGUUAGUCAGUUUAUUGGGAGGGGCUGAGGAGGAGGGAAGACACACACACACACAGACACACACAGACACACACAGGCUGCAAUUCACACACUGGGAAACUGGAUUUACGUCCUUAAAGCUUUCACUGCAAAUCCUGGGAACUGGGGAAACAUCGCUUUCUGGAAAAGGGACCUCAUCCCCAAAUCCCUCUCCUCAACUAAUGGAGAAAUAUAAAGCCCUGGGGCUGCUGCUCACGGAGCUGGAAGAUUUUCUCCAUAUUCUUGACAAAGAGAACCUGAGCAGCUCGGCUAUCCUCAAAAAGUCCACCUUGUCCGAAAUCCUUCAGGUUUACGUAAAGAACAACAGCAGUUGUGAUGAAGAAUAUAUUUACAUGAAUAAAGUGGCCACCCCAGACAAGAAAGAGGCUCCUGGGUUACUAGCAGAUGCCAAUCAUUUGGCCAAGGAUGUUAUGGCUAAUGGGACAGCUGGACAACAUCUGGCACCCCCACAGAAAAGUCUACCAGAUCUUCCACCACCAAAAAUCAUUCCAGAAAAGAUUUCAGUGUCUGUGACGAAGGUGGAUUCCCCGGAAGGCUACUAUGAAGAGGCAGAACCAUACGAUGCUUCCAUUAAUGGUUUUGAAUUGAUUGCAGAAGAUGGCGAGGCCGUCAGCAGCUCGUACGAAUCCUAUGAUGAAGAGGAAACUAACAAAGGGAAGUCCGCAGCUCACAAACACCAGUGGCCGUCUACGGAGGCGUCCAUUGAGCUGAUGAAAGAUGCUCUUAUCUGCGCGUUCCUCUGGAGGAAGAAGUGGCUCGGUCAGUGGGCAAAACAGCUCUGUGUCAUUAAGGACAAUAGACUGUUGUGUUAUAAAAGUUCCAAGGAUCACAACCCCCAGCUGGACGUGAGUUUAAUCGGCUGCACAGUUACGCACAAAGAGAAACAGGUCCGAAAGAAAGAACAGAAACUGAAGAUCGUUCCUGCCAACACGGACGUCAUCGUGUUAGGAAUGCAGAGCAAAGACCAGGCAGAGCAGUGGUUGAAGGUGAUCCAAGAUAUCAGUGGACUCCAGACAGAUGUGAUCAGUGAUAGCUCUCCCCUUGCAAUGGAAAUCCAGCGCUUGACGCCACACAAGGGUGAAGUGUCAGACAGAUAUUCUGCAGCAUCAGAAAGUGGGAGCAGCACAGACGGACACCCUGAGACUCCUGAAAUUAAAGAAGUUAAGAAGAAAGGAGGUUCGGGUCUGAAACUCAGUAACCUCAUGAAUAUUGGUAGGAAGAAAUCUUCAUCCACGGAGAGUCCCGAGAAAACACUGGAAACAUCUAAUUACCUGAAUGUGCUGAUCAAUAGCCAGUGGAAAUCCAGAUAUUGCUGUGUAAAGGACGGGCAGCUGCAUUUUUACCAAGAUAAAAAUAAGAGUAAAGUCGCUUCUCAACCUGUGUGUCUGGGAGGAUGUGAAAUAAUUCCUCGGCCGAGCCCUGAUCACCUCUAUUCAUUCCGCAUUCUACACAGUGGAGAGCCAUUGGCAACCUUGGAGGCGAAGUCAUCAGAGGACAUGGGCCACUGGCUGGGACUCCUCUUGUCGGAAUCGGGCUCGAACACAGACCCUGAAGAAUUUAGUUAUGAUUACGUGGACGCAGAUCGAGUUUCCUGCAUCGUUAGUGCGGCCAAAAAUUCCUAUUUUUUAAUGCAGAGAAAAUAUUCAGAGCCCAACACGUAUAUAGACAAUCCGCGCAGGGGGCGGUGCCAGCAGGACGAUCUCUAUGAUGAUGUGGAAAUUUCCGAUACAGUGGAUGAGGAUCCCAUUCCUGAAAUCCAGGUUGAAGAUAAGACGUACAUCGAAGUCAUGCCGGGGAAUUCUGUGCUGCAUUGUGCCAGAAUAAAGAAUUUGUGCAAAUCCAUGAGUUCUCCUGACGCAUCAAAGGCAAACCAGAAAAAAGACAAAGAUGGAAAAUCUCCAGUGAACAAUUUAAGCAAGGAGGCAGACUUUCCAAACCCCAUCCCCAAGAUAUUUAGCCAGGAGCCAGACGAGAGCUCUGCACCAAAACCGUCGCAUUCCGCAAUAAGUGCACAUGUUGUAGUGACAGCCAGUCCGCAGAUGAACUCUAGGAACAAAGACAAAACUAAAGUGACUGUUCCCGCCUUAGAAUCCAAACUGGGGAAAAACCGCACAGAGGCUGAAGCCAAGCGUUACAUGGAGGAGAAAGAGAGGCUGGAGAAAGAGAGGGAAGAAAUCCGAACACAACUCACUCGGCUACGAAAAGAAAAGAGAGACCUGAAGGAAUCCGUGGCCACCUGCACAGAUAAGAGUCUUCUAUCCGGCCUCGAGGAGAAGCUGAAGAGCAAAGAGGAAGAAUGCAAAGAGAAGGAAAAUCGUCGUGUGGACCUGGAGCUGAGCAUUGUAGAGGUGAAGGAGAACCUGAAAAAAGCAGAGUCAGGACCUGUCACUCUCGGGACAGCGGUGGACACCAUGCUCCUAGACAAUACCGUAAAUGUGAAGUGCAGCAGCCCCAUUCAUGUUCCUGACCCCUCGCCAGUAAAUGCUGCAAUGGCGCUGAAAAACAGACCCCUGUCUAUCAUGGCCACUGGAAAAGGCACCGUCCUACAGAAGGCAAAGGAAUGGGAAAAGAAAGGUGCAAGUUAGGGUAUUCAAUCCUCUUCCUGGACUGAGAGACUUUUGUUACCUUGACUUGUUGGACUCCUGAGAGCUUUAUUUAACAAUGUCAAGACGCAAGCAUUUACCGAAGGAGCACAGGAAUCUACCACUUGGCCUGGAUCCCUGUCAAAAAACAGAGACCUCUAGCUGAAGAUCCUUCAUCAUGUUGGGCAGGACUCGGAUCAUUGAAAGCAAACCGUGAAACCCUGGUCUUUAUAGGAAGCGGAGACCAAGCUGGCCACCGUGAAUAUGGCAGCCAUUGACUAAUGCUUCUCCUCCCUGACCUGCGAUUUUUCACCAUUGUAUGUUCACAUCUGUACUGUCCAUGAGAAUAUUUAAUAUUUCAUAAUUUUUACGAUGUUAGCAAUAAAUUAGAACUGUGCUAAAA
Molecule: messenger RNA, 3054 nt
Organism: Pelobates fuscus (common spadefoot toad)
Lineage: Eukaryota; Metazoa; Chordata; Amphibia; Anura; Pelobatidae
Gene: AFAP1L2
Product: actin filament associated protein 1 like 2
Exons: 19
Coding region: 231-2654 (807 amino acids)
Biological process (GO): regulation of mitotic cell cycle; inflammatory response; positive regulation of DNA-templated transcription
Cellular component (GO): cytosol
Molecular function (GO): SH2 domain binding; SH3 domain binding
Source: RefSeq, a predicted model, not a curated record